Molecule: messenger RNA, 2324 nt
Organism: Passer montanus (Eurasian tree sparrow)
Lineage: Eukaryota; Metazoa; Chordata; Aves; Passeriformes; Passeridae
Gene: CFAP45
Product: cilia and flagella associated protein 45
Exons: 8
Coding region: 188-2296 (702 amino acids)
Source: RefSeq, a predicted model, not a curated record
GGGUCACUCGUGUCGCGUUCAUGCAGGGACACUUUGAGGAGGACAGCACACGGGACAGCUGUGAGCACACUGGGUGACACAGCUCCGCCUAAUUUAGCCUAAGCCCCGCCUCUCCUGCCUGAGGCUCCGCCCCCAAUUCACCCCGUCACGCCCUGUUGGGGCGUUGCCAUGGCAACGGUCCCGGCACAUGGCGACAGCGGCUUUGGCCGCACUGUCGCAGUCAGAGCAGACACGGUCUGUCCCACCACGUUGUGACAGUCGGCUCCAGGCCAGCAGGACAGCACCGACAGCCCCCGCGAUGGCAGCCGGCACUGCCGGCACGGGAUCGCGGUCCCUGCGUGCCCGGGGCGCCUCCCGGAGGUCCCUCCUCGCCCGUCGUCUCCAGCUUUCACCGCCAGGAUUGCAGCCUGUCCGUCCCGAAUUCUCCCGCGGGCUCCCCAGACCCCCACGCCCCGCAGGAUGUCCAGCUCCUCCCGCUGCCCCUCUGUCCCCUCUGGACGUGCCCCCCACACCCCAUGGCUGGUCCUGGCAGAGGCCCAGAGCUCCUGCUGGGAUCCCUCGAUGGGGAGCACCAGGAGGAGAGGGGUUCAGGACCUCAAACUUUUCUUUUCAGCAGGUCACGGGCUCCAGAGACCCUGUGGUGAUCUCUGAGGAUGUGCCAAAACCUCCUCGAGAGCUGCUCCCCUUCAAGCCCAAGCUCAAGACCAUCCAAGUCAUCACCAAGGACCUGAUCCGGGAGCUCAUCAUUCCCCAGGAGAAGCCCCAGCCGUGUCUCAUCAUUGGGGAAAAGGAAUACCAGAGGAUCAAGGAAUCAGCUCGAGCCCUGACUGACCUGGAGCGUUGGGACAGGCUGAAGACCCUGAGAGCCAGACAGGACGCUGCUUUUGAGGCUCUGAAAAAGGCCCAGAUUGAGGAGCAGAGAAAGGCAGAGCUGGAGGACAAAAGGGACUAUCAGAUAGAUGUGGAGGAGGAGCUGCAGCAGGAGGAGCAAAAGCUGCUGCAGCGGGCGAUGAGGAUGAGGCUGGAGCAGGAGGAAGACGUGCGGGAACUGAACGCGGUAGGGCCGGUGCUCGCCUCUGUCACUGGCACUGCUGAGUCUCCCCUGCUCCUCAUGCUCCCAGGCUCUUCCUCUCCCUGCUCCCUGUGUCCCAGUGUGAGCCACAGACACCUCUUGUCCCCUCAGCUGUUCCUCAAUGCCAAGUGCAACAUGAUCCGGGACAAGCAAGUCCUGGAGAAACGGAUGAUCAACAAGGAACUGGAGGAGGAGGAGAAGCGCCUGGACAAGAUGAUGGAAAUGGAGCGGGAGAAAGGCAUGGAGGUCCAGGAGGAGCUGGAGCGCCAGAGGAAGCAGGAGCUGAUGAGAGCCCGGCAGGACAUUGUGAAACAGAUGGAGCAGAAUGCAGAGGAGCGGGCACUGAGGGCUGAGGAGCUGUACCAGGAGGGCCAGAGGCAGCUGGAGCGACUGGAGCAGAUGAAGAGGGAGGAUCAGAAGGCCUGGGAGCAGAAACAGGAGCGACUAAAGCAAAUCCAUGCCGAUAUUAAACGUUUCAAUAUGGAGAGCCAGAGGCUGAAGGAUCAACAGAGGGAGCAGGAGAGGCUGGAGGAUGAGCGGGUGCUGGAGCAGCAACGGCAGAAGGCUGAGCGUGAGGCCACCUUGGAGGCAGAGCAGCAACAACUGCGCCUGGAGAAGGAGAAGGAGCUGGCCCGGCUCAGAGCCACACAGGAGCGGGCCCAGGACUGGCAGGCAGAGCGGGAUGCUCUGAGGGCCAAGAGGAACCAAGAGGUCGCAGACCGGGAAUGGCGGCGGCGGGAGCUGGAGAAGGCACGGAAGAAGGCUGAGCUGCAGCAGCAGCUGAAGCAGGACCGGCUGGAGCAGGUGGCCCAGAAGGAGCAGUACCUGGCCAUGCAGGUGCAGCAAGACCGCCAGGAAUUCCAGAGGGUGCUCAGGGCCCAUCAGGAGCAGCUGCAGCGGGAGAAGCUGGAGCAGGAGCAGAGGGAGCUCCGGCAGCGUGCCCAUGCCGCAGAUCUCCGGCGGCAGAUCCAGGAGCUGCAGCAGCAGCGGCAGCGGGAGCGGGCGGCCUUCAUUGAGGAGGGCCGGCAGCAGCAGCAGGAGGUCCAGCAGCGCAGCCAGCGCCUCGCCCAGUUCAGGCAGCAAAAGCUGCAGGAGUUUAGGUCAGGGGCUGCCAGUGCUGCUUCCAUGGGCUCCCAGAGUCAUUCCUGGUGUCCCAGCCUGGGCCAGCUCCCAGCUCCCUCUGCAUCUUCACAAACAGAACCUGCUGUGGGACCACGGUCCUGAAUCCCCGGUGGAUUCUUUUCUCUGCAGA